AUGAACAAGUACCGUCCAGAAUCGAAGCAGGAGAAGAAGGCGCGUCUCGAUGCCGUCGCUAAGGAGGUAGCGGCUGGCAACAAGGUUGACCCGAAAGCUGAUGGCAAGAAGCCUCUCUUUGUCAAAUAUGGUCUGAACCACUGUGUUGCCCUGAUUGAGGCGAAGAAGGCUAACCUUGUCGUGAUUGCCGACGACGUUGACCCCAUUGAGUUGGUUGUGUUCAUCCCGGCUCUGUGCCGUAAGAUGGGCAUCCCAUACGUGAUUGUCAAGUCUAGCUCGCGCCUGGGUGCUGUUGUUCACCUCAAACGCACUGCCAUUGCUGUUAUUCAGGACGUUCGUUCUGAGGACGAACGUGAGCUGGCAGACCUUGUGUCCGCCGCGAAGGCCAACUACCUGGAUAAGUAUGAUGUGGCACGUCGUCACUGGGGUGGUGGCAUUCGUGGCAACAAGUCCGUUGAGAAGCUCCGCAAGCGCGCCAAGGCUGCGGGUCACAGCCCAGCCACCGUUGCUAAGGACUCUCUUUAA
This is a messenger RNA of Malassezia globosa CBS 7966, 525 nucleotides long. RefSeq lists its product as uncharacterized. The record is from RefSeq and is a predicted model, not a curated record. The coding region runs from base 1 to 525 and encodes 174 amino acids. Gene Ontology annotation, molecular function: RNA binding. Gene Ontology annotation, cellular component: cytosolic large ribosomal subunit. Gene Ontology annotation, biological process: maturation of LSU-rRNA. NCBI's taxonomy places the organism in Eukaryota, Fungi, Basidiomycota, Malasseziomycetes, Malasseziales, Malasseziaceae. The transcript has a single exon.